AUGACAAAAUCUAAUCUUCUGAAAAACGAAAGUGAUGAUACCCUCGAGAAAGACGAAACCCUGUUAAAAGUAAAACCUCUGACUAAAAUAAAAUUUAUCAAAAAACAAAAUAUCUGCAAGAAUAAAGCUCCUGGUAAAAGAUCUAGUCUGUGCGAUA
This is a messenger RNA of Racocetra fulgida, 157 nucleotides long. The record is from the annotation of a GenBank genome assembly. NCBI's taxonomy places the organism in Eukaryota, Fungi, Glomeromycota, Glomeromycetes, Diversisporales, Gigasporaceae.